AUGAUCCCGUUUAUGAGUUCUUUUUUGUCCUAUAGGGCGCUAUAUUUUGGAGUCGAGAGAAACAGCAUUAACCACAAACGACCAAAUGGGGGAGCUCAAGAAAGAGAGAGCGUAGAGGUUUAUUCUCACACUAUUCAACUCACGUCUCUCUUCGCUUCAACCUCAUCUUGUCUUCGUUCUUCACAAGUAUCUAAUACCAAGUCGUCGCUCCACGUGCUACACAGACAUGGCGCGUGCUCGCGUCUAGGCAGCGACAAAGCCGAGAGUCAUCCCGACCACGACGACAUCUUCAGACACGAUGAAGCACGUGUGGUUUCCAUCCAGUCCAAACUGUCAAAGGAUUUUAUAGACCCAAUCAAACCGAGCCUGUCCACAGAUCUACCGGCUAACCUGGGGAGCCCGUUCGGUUCGGACAACUACAUCGUCAGGAUCGGAAUCGGGACACCUAAACAAGAUCUGUCGCUGAUAUUCGACACCGGCAGCGAUUUGACGUGGAUCCAAUGCAGGCCAUGUUGGAACUCAAUUGUCGAAAUUGAAGUUCGUUUGAAUGAGAAAUGCUUGUCCAAAGUUUGUUGCUAG
Molecule: messenger RNA, 579 nt
Organism: Microthlaspi erraticum
Lineage: Eukaryota; Viridiplantae; Streptophyta; Magnoliopsida; Brassicales; Brassicaceae
Source: the annotation of a GenBank genome assembly